UGACAGGACGAGGGGAGAGAAUAAAAAUGCUUGAGCAUAAAUAACUCAUGCGGCGACCUACUACUCUAAAAAUAGAAAAAUUAGGGAGCUCUUUAGUAGGAAAAGUUUUGAUUAAUAUAAUUUUGAUAUACACCAAAAACCUGUUACCAAAUUGUAUACUAUGAGUAAACGUCACCAUCUACAAGAAAUGUUUUUGGAGUUCGACUGGAAAAAGAUGUUCACAUGGAACUACAUGAAGGGGCUAAUACUGAAUCCGACGCAGCUUUGGUUCGUGGCCACCCUGAUCAUCGCUACUGAAUUGGUCGUGAACGUUUUAGUGGUUGAGCGCGUGCCGUACACCGAGAUUGACUGGAAAGCGUACAUGCAAGAAUGUGAAGGUUUCUUGAAUGGAACUUUUGACUACAGCCAACUCCGUGGUGACACCGGCCCCUUGGUAUAUCCAGCAGGAUUUGUGUACAUAUAUUCAUUGUUUUAUUUCCUUACAAGUCAGGGUACAAACAUUAUUCUGGCCCAGUAUUUGUUUAUAGUUAUCUAUUUGUUGCAACUUGUGCUUGUUCUUAGAAUUUAUAUUAAAACUAAAAAGGUCCCACCAUAUGUAAUGGCAUUUACCAUUUUAACAUCUUAUAGGAUCCAUUCUAUUUAUGUACUGCGGCUGUUCAAUGAUCCAGUUGCUGUAUUAUUCCUUUAUGCAUCAUUAAAUUUGUUUUUAGAAGACAAAUGGUUCUUGGGUAGUGUUUUCUAUAGUUUAGGAGUUUCAGUUAAGAUGAAUAUACUACUUUAUGCUCCUGGAUUGUUCUUCUUCUACUUGAUAAAUUUAGGCUGGUUUAAAACUAUGCAACAACUAGCUGUUUGUGGAUUUAUCCAGUUAAUACUUGGUGCACCAUUUUUGUUCAGCAAUCCGAUAGCAUAUUUAAAAGGUAGCUUUGACAUUGGUAGAGUUUUCAACCACACUUGGACAGUCAACUACAGGUUUUUGGAUGUUGAUCUAUUUGAAAGCAAGUGCUUUCAUUUGACUUUAUUGGCAAUACAUGUUAUACUUCUUCUGAUUUUCUUGCCUUUGUGUACAAAAUAUUUUCAAACAUACUGUCGCUUAAAGUAUGUACAAAAACAAGUGCAACCUCAAAUUGAUUUAGAAAACAAAAUGAACCAGAGAAAAAGUAAAAUUAAAAACGAACAAAAAUUUAAAGCCGGAAUCGAAGUUGAAAAAUUAACAAAAGAACAAGAAGAAUUUUUGAACUCAUUUGAGAAUAUGUUGCAGAAGUCUUCUCAAAAAAGUCGAAAGACUCACAAAAAGCCUAUUGAAGUGAAAGAACCCACUAAAUACCACAUUAACUUUGAUAUCUUGUCUCAAAUGUUCAUACUUCCCAUGUUUUUAGUGAACUUCAUAGGCAUUCUGUGUGCACGGAGCCUUCAUUAUCAGUUUUACUCAUGGUACUUCCACAGCUUGCCAUAUCUGUUGUGGUCUACUAAUUUUUCAAUCAUUUUUAAGUUUUUAAUUUUAGCUCUUAUAGAGUUUUCAUGGAAUACUUACCCAAGUACUGUAUUAUCUAGUAUGUUGCUUCAUUUUUGCCACUUGAGUAUAUUAUUUGGGGUGUAUAAAAAAAUCUCAAAUGAACUUCAACUUGCUGCCAAAGUCCAAUAAAAAUAAAAUCUUAAGUAAGUAAAAUAUUCUUUAUUGCACCACAAAUAAAACAGGUUCAAGACAGAUUGACUACUUAAAUAAAGGUUGCAACAGGCAGUUUUAUUCAAUUUAUAAAACAGGUUCAAGACAGAUUUACUAUGUAAAUAAAGGUUGCAACAGGCAGUCUUAUAUUUCAUGAAACAGGUUCAAGACAGAUUUACUAUGUAAAUAAAGGUUGCAACAGGCAGUCUUUUUCAUUUUAUAAAACAGAUUCAAGACAAAUUUACUGUGUAAAUAAAGGUUGCAACAGGCAGUCUUAUUUAUUUUAUAAAACAGGUUCAAGACAGAUUUACUAUAUAAAUAAAAGUUGCAACAGGCAGUCUUAUUAAUUUUAUAAAACAGGUUCAAGACAGAUUUACUAUGUAAAUAAAGGUUGCAACAGGCAGUCUUAUUUAUUUUAUAAAACAGGUGCCAGACAGAUUUACUAUGUAAAUAAAGGUUGCAACAGGCAGUCUUAUUCAUUUUAUAAAACAGAUUCAAGACAGAUUUACUAUGUAAAUAAAAGUUGCAACAGGCAGUCUUAUUAAUUUUAUAAAACGGGUUAAAGACAGAUUUACUAUUAAAAAAUGGAUGCAACAGGCAGUCUUAUUCAUUUUAUAAAACAGGUUCAAGACAGAUUUACUAUGUAAAUAAAGGUUGCAACAGGCAGUCUUAUUUAUUUUAUAAAACAGGUUAAAGACAUAUUUACUAUGUAAAUAAAGGUUGCAACAGGCAGUCUUAUUUAUUUUAUAACAGGUUCAAGACAGAUUUACUAUGUAAAUAAAAGUUGCAACAGGCAGUCUUAUUCAUUUUAUAAAACAGGUCCAAGACAGAUUUACUAUGUUAAUAAAGGUUGCAACAGGCAGUCUUCUUCAUUUUAUAAAACCGGUUAUAGACAGAUUUACUAUGUAAAUAAUAUUAAUUUCAUGAGUAACUAUUGCGGUAACCGAAGACAAUAUCAAGUUAUUUUUCUUGAAAACGAUAAUGAAAAUUUAAAAAUAAAAACAGCAGCUCACUACUUUUUACAUAAUAAUAAUAACUCCACGGCCGACUUCGGCCACGGCGACUGCUGUCAACUCCGUUGCUGUCGCUGGUGUGCUCGCCAGUGGCUGAUGUAGCCUAUCUUGUUACUAAAAUUUCGCGAACAUUGCGGGCAUGCGAGCACACCAUCAACAAUGUUAUAGGGUAUUGCCGCGGGUGGUCUGGCUUUUAUUCUAUCGCGCUUGGCAUCAAGCUCUUAGCGCCGCUGAGACUCAAAAUCGGUUAUCUUGGCAUUUAUUGCAGCCCGCCAUUCCGUACGCACGGCUGCCUGCUGCUCCCAUCGCGAGGGCUCUACGCCACAAUUUUUCAUGUGACGCUUAAGCACAUCUUUGUAGGAACUUAUUAAAAUAUACGAGGGUAAAUCAAAAAGUUCUUAGAUAUAGGGUCAAAAACAAAAGAAAAUCAUUGUUUUUAUUUUUAUUUUUCUACAUAAUCUUCUUUUUCAAUACAUUUUAAGUACCAUUUUUCAAGUUUUUUUAUUCCUUCCGAAAAAAAAUGUUUUUUCUUGAGUCUCGAAAAACUCCUCCACAGCACUCAUCACCGCGUUAUCGUCAUCAAAUUUAGUUCCACGGAUGUGCUCUUUUAAUUUGGGAAAUAAGUGAAAAUCACUCGGAGCUAAGUCUGGUGAGUAGGGUGGGUGGUCGAAGAUCUCAAAACCAGCUUGGCGGAUUGCAGUGACAGCCAUCUGUGACCGAUGAGCAGGAGCGUUAUCAUGGUGGAACAACACGCCAGCACGCAAUUUUCCUCGACGUUUUUCUUUAAUUGCCUGCCGCACUUUUGGGAUGACUUCCGUGUAAUACGCACCUGUUAUGGUUUUUCCUUUUGGCAGAUAGUCAAUCAAAAGGAUACCAUCCGUAUCUCAGAAAACUGAGACCAUGACUUUCCCUGCCGUCGGAAAUACUCGAAAUUUCUUCAUUGGUGGAGAAGACGGGCGUUUCCAGGAGAUGCUUUGCUUUUUCGUUUCGGGAUCAAAAUGGUAAACCCAUGUUUCAUCCAUGGUGACAAAACGCCGUUAAAAAGUAUCCGGAACACGCUCGAUAAUUUUUAGAUUUCGCUUUGAAAUCUCCAAACGCAAAUCUUUGUUAGCCUCGGUUAACAUUCGUGGAACCCAUCUGGCGGAUACUUUUUUAAACCCUAAAACAUCCAUUGAUUGCACGCUACGCGUCAUAAUGACAGUUUAAAAUAUAAAAUAAAAAUAACUUUUUGAUUCAUCCUCGUAAACCUUACUGCAUAGGCAAGGCAAGAAGAUUAUAUUUUAAUUGCUGUUUUAUGUUAAAAGUUUUUGUAACUAAGUAGGUUCUUUGUUGUGUAACUCCCAUACGUACUUCUCAGUGAAAGAAACUUUGCAGGGGUUUUAUACAGUCACCCUCAAAAAUAUGUUGGUAAUAACUACUACUAGCUCCUUUGUAAUUACUAAGGUGAAAUAUGUAAACAUAAUCAUUGUAACAACUAAGGUGAAAUAUGUAAAAAUAAUAUUUGUAAUAAUAAAGGUAAAAUAUGUAAACAUAAUCUUUGACAACGAUUGUACAUUAAAAAAUUGAUACAAUACAGUGUGUAAUAUAGCAUUAAUUAAAAGUUACAUUUUACUUUUUGUAAAAGAAUAUGUCUGCCCUGGGAAUAUUUUUUA
This is a messenger RNA of Cydia strobilella, 4328 nucleotides long. It is a transcript of the gene Alg3, whose product is annotated as lethal(2)neighbour of tid protein 2. Gene Ontology annotation, cellular component: endoplasmic reticulum. NCBI's taxonomy places the organism in Eukaryota, Metazoa, Arthropoda, Insecta, Lepidoptera, Tortricidae. The record is from RefSeq and is a predicted model, not a curated record. Gene Ontology annotation, molecular function: dol-P-Man:Man(5)GlcNAc(2)-PP-Dol alpha-1,3-mannosyltransferase activity. Bases 161 to 1642 code for a protein of 493 amino acids. The transcript has a single exon.